Coccinella septempunctata (seven-spotted ladybird) is the source of this 1718-nucleotide messenger RNA. Its product is annotated as protein THEM6-like. NCBI's taxonomy places the organism in Eukaryota, Metazoa, Arthropoda, Insecta, Coleoptera, Coccinellidae. The transcript has 3 exons. The record is from RefSeq and is a predicted model, not a curated record. Bases 245 to 1030 code for a protein of 261 amino acids.
UUCUCAACCUACCCAAACAAAACAGUGCUUUCCAAGUCAGCCAAGAAAUUAAACGCUGUCUUCUCACAGGAACACCUUGCUUGUUUGUCUCUUGGAAAAUUAACAUAUGAGUCAGCUUAAAAUACCACAAAGAACCGAUAACUGAGCACGUUCUGAUCGAUGGCAGCGAUGCGCAUAAAAACCUCAUUGUGUCGAUUUUCUGAAUUUCCGUGAUGUGAGCCGAAAAUCUGUGCGACCUGUCAAAAUGAUGGACCUUUUUUUUCAAGUCGGGUUCGGUUUGGCAUGCCUUGUGAUUUUUGGUUAUUUGUUCUUCGAACUGCACUAUUUCGGACGCUCGCUGCUUAGUGUUGUCCUGGCCAAGUGCAAGAAAAAAGUGCAUGUUCUAGAUGAGACUAGCAUCAAAGGAAUAUGCCUUACUUCAGACAUAGACACGUUGCUGACCCAUAUGAACAACGCCAGAUUCCUCAGGGAGUUGGAUUUUGCCAAAAUAGAUUUCCUGGAAAGAACGGGUCUUUUCUAUCUGAUCAGGAAAUACAAGGGGUCCAUAUGUCUUGGAGCCACAACAGUUAGAUAUAGGAGGUUCAUCAAAUUGUUUUCAUUUUAUAGGAUCACAUCGAAGAUCAUUUACUGGGAUGAGAAUGGCAUUUACAUGGAGCACCGUUUCAUAGCGUCGUCCGACAAUUUCGUCAGCGCCGUCGUGAUUUGCAAAACACGCAUAGUCAACUGCGACGUAGAGGCGAUGAUGAACGAGGCCCUUCUGGUACCUGAAAAUGGCGAUAUAGAAAACGCGAAACGGGAAAAACCUCAGAUGACUCUCCUGCUCAAAAAAUGGAUUGAGCACAACGAGUUGUCGAGCGCCCUGCUGCGCAACACGAGAACAACUGGCAGUGAAACCACUGAAAUGAAUGGAAAUCUGACUACCAUAGAGGUGAACGGAAAUAUCUCCAAAGAAAAUAUCGACCAAAGUAACAAUCUAAAGGCUGUGGAAAUGGUGGGAUGUACCAAUCCCACCUUCAGCGAACAAGCGUAAUUUUCUCUACCGAUUUUUAGCCAUAUUAUGUAGAUCUUAGGUGCUGUCAUAUUGAAAGUUCCUAUUAGAUGAGAUUCUGAUACUUAAAGAACUUCCUUCACUAGAUCGAUUCUUCCAUCUCGUAUUUUGUGAUGUGCAACAUCCAAACAAUGUAUGGUAUGAUAAAACACUGUUGAAAUUAUGUUGUACCUAUAACAAAUAUCCCUAGUGAAUGGAUAUCAAUAUUAAUUGCAUAUAAGGUUAAUAUUAAUUCAGUAUAGUGUGAUAAAAUAAGGGUUAAUAGUUCAAUUUCAAAUGACCUGAUUAUAGAUGAUAUAGUAACUUUCAAGAAUUAUGUUAACUCAAAUACGAAAUCAUUGAAAUCAAGAAGAAAUUGUUGAAUGUUUUAUGUGAUGACAUCUCAGAUUCUAUAGGAGGACUCCUUUGCUCCAAAUUUGUCCAAAUUAAACUUUGAAUGGAGCAGCGUGAUAACAGAAUGUAUUAUUUGAGCCCUACAUGUAUUCACUGUAUAUAGAUGUGUAUAUAAUUUAAAAAUUUCGAAACUUGAUAUUUAUGUAGAAUUAGUAUAGUUGUGAUACCUAUUUUUCCAUUUUGAUGCACAUUUAUUAAUCAAAUAUUUAUCUGUAACGAGAUAUGUACUCAAGAGCACAUUAUGUGGAAUGUGUGUAUUAAAAGUAUUUUAUUUUGA